Molecule: messenger RNA, 724 nt
Organism: Carassius auratus (goldfish)
Lineage: Eukaryota; Metazoa; Chordata; Actinopteri; Cypriniformes; Cyprinidae
Gene: sumo1
Product: small ubiquitin like modifier 1
Exons: 5
Coding region: 145-447 (100 amino acids)
Molecular function (GO): protein binding
Source: RefSeq, a predicted model, not a curated record
GAAGUCCCGCCCCUUUUCCAAUGACGCCAACGGCGCCGUGUUGUGGGUCUUCUGGUAGCAAAACCUCACAUUACUGCACAUUACAGUUCGUUAUUUAAUUCAAGUGAUCGUGAUCUUAAGAAGGGCUGUACAUUGCGGAAUAUCAUGUCAGACACGGAGACCAAGCCCUCAAGUGAUGGAGGCGAGAAGAAAGAUGGAGAAUAUAUCAAACUGAAAGUAAUCGGUCAGGACAACAGUGAAAUCCACUUCAAAGUGAAGAUGACGACACAUUUAAAGAAGCUGAAGGAAUCCUACAGUCAGAGACAGGGUGUACCCAUGAACUCUCUAAGGUUUCUUUUUGAGGGACAGAGAAUUGCAGACAACCAAACCCCCAAAGAGCUGGGAAUGGAAGAUGAGGAUGUGAUCGAGGUGUAUCAGGAACAGACCGGUGGCUGUCGGAAUGAUUAGACUCUUUAUUUUUAUCUUAAUUUUGUAUGUAUGACAUGUAUUUCAUCUGUUUCCUUUUGCUGUCACGUCAAAGGGAAGCAGAAAAAACCAUCUGGAUCAAAUAGAUAAUGUGUCAGGGCUGCUGUGUUUGAAGGAGUUGGGUGGAACUACUAUAGAAAGUUUUUUUCUAGCCAUGUCCCACGUUCACUCUCUGCUAACUCAUCCCUGCCUUCAUACGUUUUUAUUUUUUUUUAUAUAUAUAUAUAUAUAUAUAUAUAUAUAUAUAUAUAUAUAUAUA